AUGAUAUUUACUAAUUAAUUUUUUCAUUAAUCAUAAAUUUUUGGUUCUCAUGAUGAUUCUGAAUAUAUUGAACAGAAAAAGUCUGAAAAAGAUAGUAAGGAACAUAAAAAUUAAUUAAUUAUUAUAUUAAAAUUAAAUAUAAAUAUUUUAUUUAAACUAUAUUAAAAAUAUACAAAAAAAUUUUCAAAAGUUAUAAUUACUUAUAUUAUAUAAAAUAAAGAUAUUGGACUAAAAAUAAUGAAUGAUGAAUAAUUUGAAGAAUUUGUAAACAUAUUAAAAGAUAAAAAAAUAUUAAAUCACAAAAUAUUAAAUAACUUAAAGAUUUUUGGGUUAAAAAAAUGA
This is a messenger RNA of Paramecium sonneborni, 342 nucleotides long. NCBI's taxonomy places the organism in Eukaryota, Ciliophora, Oligohymenophorea, Peniculida, Parameciidae. The record is from the annotation of a GenBank genome assembly.